Molecule: messenger RNA, 1910 nt
Organism: Thunnus maccoyii (southern bluefin tuna)
Lineage: Eukaryota; Metazoa; Chordata; Actinopteri; Scombriformes; Scombridae
Gene: tmem243b
Product: transmembrane protein 243, mitochondrial b
Exons: 5
Coding region: 704-1057 (117 amino acids)
Source: RefSeq, a predicted model, not a curated record
UUGGACUAGUUAAACAGCCAAGUCAUGUUAGCCUGAGGUUAAAUUGUGUGUCAUGUUCUGGCAGCACUGAACAAGUUUUAUGAGAUUGUCAUGAGUUAAGUCAUUUCAGUUUUAAUUACAUCAUUGCAACACUUUUCUAUAUGAAGCUACAAGGUUUAACGAGGAGAGAUUUUUCAUGCUCACUCACUGUAACAUUCAUGACCCUUUUUUUUAAAUGUGACUGAAGUUUUCUUUUGCUGGGAUUAAUCGCUGCGUCUGUCACACUCUCCUCAUGUGAUGGUAACAUGAGGGGAGAUUAAUGUACGUAUGGACCCCACUGGCUCUCAGAUCUCUGAGUUUUUUUCCCCCAGGAUCAAGGACAUAUCGCUUUAUUUAGCUGCCUGAGGAAUGAGAGAUUUAUGCUUAAGAAAGUUGACCUCGAGCCGGUGCUACAUAGAAAAAUGUACAAGCUGAUGUGACUGCACCCAGCAGUACCACAGACAACCCUGGGACACCAAGGCAGGUACAUUAAUAAGCCUUCCUGGCCAGCAGAGUCGUCCGCCAUCAUGUCCCCAUCAGACUGUUGACAGCCUCCCUGACACUGCGCACGGGGAGCUAGCCGGAAGCUAGCUGGCUAGCAUGCGGCACUGGCCCGGCGUCUCCAGGAGGCGGCGCUGCUGAGAGGCGAGAGGUCGGAGCUGAGCGUGUGUCUGCCGAGCCGGCCAUGGAUGACUUCACCACCAGGACGUACGGCACCAGCGGCCUGGACAACAGACCUCUGUUCGGGGAGACCUCGGCACGGGAUCGAAUCAUCAACCUGGCGGUGGGGGGAUUUACGUCUGUGGUCGUUUUAGUGACUGUGAUCAGCUCGUUUGUGUUCCCCUCGCUGCCUCCACGACCGCUUAAUGUCUUCUUUGCCGUGUGCAUCCUGUUAGCCUGUGGAUCCACCAUAGUGCUGAUAUUCUGGUACCGGCAGGGCGAUCUGGAGCCUAAAUUCAGGAAUCUGAUCUACUACAUGCUGGCGUCCAUCGUGCUGCUGUGUCUAUGUGCCAACCUCUACUUCCACGAUGUCAGGUAAAGGCAGGGGCGAGGAAGAGGAGGAGGAGGAAGAAGAAGAAGAAGAAGGGAAGACAUGGCCUUGACAGACGGAAACACACAAGGGGACACGGAGAGAAAGACGGACCAACAGAGAAAGACCAAAACAAACUAAAAAACUCAUCACAAGCUAACUUGAAUGAAUUUCCCACCUGACUGCCAGCACGGCAGACUGGAGACUCUCGGACCAAAAAAAAAAAAACAAAAAACCAGUGAGACUUAAUGGUUCCAGUGGGAUGAAAACUGUCAGACUUGUUGGUGCUGAACACAUGAUGUCACAGUGUAGGAAUCAUGAUGAUGUGUGAGGAGGCCUGGAGACACACGGCUGGAGGAUGAACUGUGAGUCAAACAGGUGUGUUUACAUGCACAUAAAGUAUUUACAGGCACAACAACAACAAGCACUUAAGAACGAGUUCAGGAAAAAUCCGCCCUUCCGAUUAACUUUAUUUAUAUCUUUAAACAACUGUCAUAAAGAGAGGAUUACUAAAAUAUUAUACCAACAUCUUAAUCAUGUCACGUAAUCAAGACAUUACGAGCAACGCUGCCUUCAGAGUCUGGUUUUCACAAUCGUUCCGAACGUUCCUCCAAACUCGGAUAAGAGCGACCGGUAGAUCCUCAAACCUGCCGCCUGCUUGUAUAAAAGGUGCAUUCAGAGAGAUUCGUUAAAUCAGAAACUGUCACCACGUUCACAUGAACUGGACUCAGGCUGCAGCUAACGCGUUAUUUUCAUUGUCGAUACUUUUUCUCUGUUAAUCGAUCGGUUGUUUGGUUUAUAAAAUGGUGAAAAAUGUCGAUCAGUGUUUCCCAAAACACAAGAUGACGUCCUCAAAUGUCUU